Molecule: messenger RNA, 1601 nt
Organism: Rubroshorea leprosula
Lineage: Eukaryota; Viridiplantae; Streptophyta; Magnoliopsida; Malvales; Dipterocarpaceae
Source: the annotation of a GenBank genome assembly
UCCUACUGUAAAGUUUUGGAUAAGAUCAAGCAUAUCAUUAGCUUGUUAUAAAAUGAUAUUUCAUCACUACUCUCUUCUUUCGUACAUUCUGAAAUAUUGUAGGAAACGGGCAACCCACUCUGUUUCUUGCUUCUCCCCGGAACCGCUAGCUAUGGCUCGUCAAUCGUCGUCAGAUUCUAUUAGACCUCGAGAUGUUUGUAUUGUGGGUGUCGCUCGUACACCACUGGGUGGGUUCCUAGGUUCCCUUUCAUCUUUCUCUGCUACUAAGCUGGGAUCCGUAGCAAUCCAGUGUGCCCUUAAGAGAGCAAAGGUUGACCCAUCACUAGUGCAAGAGGUUUUCUUUGGGAAUGUUCUCAGUGCUAACUUAGGGCAAGCUCCUGCUAGACAAGCUGCCUUGGGUGCUGGUAUUCCUAAUUCAGUGGUCUGCACCACUGUUAACAAAGUUUGUUCAUCCGGUAUGAAAGCGGUAAUGCUUGCAUCACAAAGCAUCCAAUUAGGCACCAAUGACGUGGUCGUGGCUGGUGGCAUGGAAAGCAUGUCUAAUGCACCAAAGUAUUUAGCAGCUGCAAGAACGGGGUCUCGUAUGGGACACGAUACCAUUGUUGAUGGCAUGAUCAAAGAUGGAUUGUGGGAUGUAUAUAAUGACUUUUCUAUGGGAGUAUGUGCAGAAUUAUGUGCUGUUCAGCAUAGUAUAACGCGAGAAGAGCAGGAUUCUUAUGCUAUUCGGAGCUUUGAGUGUGGAAUUUCUGCUCAAAAUAAUGGCCUAUUUUCUUGGGAAAUAGUUCCGGUUGAAGUUUCUGGGGUUAGAGGGAAACCAUCUAUGAUUGUAGAUAAGGACGAAAGUUUAGGAAAGUUUGAUGCUGUAAAGUUGAGGAAGCUUAGACCAAGCUUUAAGGAGAAUGGUGGAACUGUUACUGCAGGCAAUGCUUCUAUAAUUAGUGAUGGUGCAGCAGCAUUGGUGCUAGUGAGCGGGGAGAAGGCUCUUAAACUUGGUUUGCAAGUAAUUGCUAAGAUAAGAGGAUUUGCUGAUGCUGCUCAGGCACCUGAAUUAUUUCCUACUGCUCCAGCCCUUGCAAUACCAAAAGCUAUUUCAAAUGCUGGUUUGGAGACUUCUCAAAUUGAUUAUUAUGAAAUAAAUGAAGCCUUUUCGGUUGUGGCUCUUGCCAAUCAAAAACUGCUUGGCCUUAAUCCAGAAAAGGUUAAUGUGCAUGGUGGGGCUGUAUCUUUGGGUCAUCCAAUUGGAUGCAGUGGAGCUCGGAUAUUGGUGACAUUGUUAGGGGUGCUGAGACAUAAGAAUGGGAGGUUUGGGGUUGGUGGAGUCUGCAAUGGAGGAGGAGGGGCAUCUGCACUCGUCGUUGAACUCAUGCGAGUUGCAAGUGUGGGACGUUCCAGGUUAUAAAAUCAGUUUGCAUUCUCCAUUAUCAUACCAUCAUUCAAUUUUAUUUUUGUUUCUUUUUUCAAAUCAAUGGAAUAAAAAGUGAACGAGUAUGUAUCAAAUGUUACAAAGAUAUAAAUAAAGUUUGUUACUUGUUCAUCUUAAUUAUUAUGAUAAAUACUCCCUCGGUCCCUCCCCUUAAUUUUAAUCAAUCUAGUUUUAUAUU